GCUCCUGGGCUGGCUGCGGCGGCGGCAGCCCCAGUGCUGCCCCUGUGCGGCGCCCCUUCCCCGCUCCGCCGCGCACUGUUGUCAUGGAGGAACCAAGAUGGCGGCUCUGGCCUACAACCUGGGCAAGCGAGAGAUCAACCACUACUUCAGCGUGAGGAGCGCCAAGGUGCUGGCGCUGGUGGCCGUGCUGCUGCUCGCGGCCGGCCACCUCGCCUCCCGCCGCUACCGAGGCAAUGAUUCAUGUGAAUACCUUCUCUCAAGUGGCAGAUUUCUUGGAGAGAAAGUUUGGCAACCUCACAGUUGUAUGAUGCACAAAUACAAAAUCAGUGAAGCAAAGAACUGCCUUGUUGAUAAACAUAUUGCAUUUAUUGGAGACUCUAGAAUUCGUCAGUUGUUUUAUUCUUUUGUAAAAAUAAUUAAUCCUCAGUUCAAAGAAGAAGGAAAUAAGCAUGAGAACAUUCCUUUUGAAGACAAGGUUUCUUCUGUUAAAGUGGAUUUUCUGUGGCAUCCAGAAGUUAAUGGUUCUAUGAAACAGUGUAUCAAAGUAUGGACUGAGGAUCCCAUUGGAAAGCCCCAUGUGAUUGUAGCAGGAGCUGCCACAUGGUCCAUCAAGAUUCACAAUGGGAGCAAUGAAGCACUUUCACAAUAUAAGAUGAACAUCACCUCCAUUGCACCACUUUUAGAAAAAUUGGCAAAGACUAGUGAUGUUUAUUGGGUCUUACAAGAUCCUGUUUAUGAAGUUCUAUUAAGUGAAAAUAGGAAAAUGAUCACGAAUGAGAAGAUAGAUGCCUACAAUGAAGCUGCAGUCAGUAUUUUGAAUAGUAGCACCAGAAAUUCUAAAUCAAAUGUUAAGAUGUUCAGUGUUUCCAAAUUAAUUGCUCAAGAAACCAUCAUGGACUCUUUGGAUGGCCUACAUCUUCCUGAAUCAAGCAGAGAAACUAGUGCAAUGAUUCUGAUGAACGUGUAUUGCAAUAAGAUUCUGAAGCCUGUAGACGGCUCCUGUUGUCAGCCACGCCCUCCUCUGACUCUCACACAGAAACUGGCUGCUGGUUUCUUCACUGUGUCUAUUAUUGGAUAUUUAAUUUUUUAUAUAAUUCAUCGUAAUGCUCAUCGGAAGAACAAACCAUGUGCUGAUUUGGAAAGUGGAGAGGAAAAGAAAAAUAUUAUCAGUACUCCUGUAUCUACAUUAGAAAUACUUUUACAGUCUCUCUGCAAACUUGGCCUCAUUAUGGCUUAUUUCUAUAUGUGUGACCGUGCAAAUCUGUUUAUGAAGGAAAACAAGUUUUAUACACAUUCCUCUUUCUUUAUUCCAAUUAUCUACAUCUUGGUUUUGGGAGUAUUUUACAAUGAAAAUACUAAAGAGACUAAAGUAUUAAAUAGAGAACAAACAGAUGAAUGGAAAGGCUGGAUGCAACUUGUGAUUUUGAUUUACCACAUCUCAGGAGCAAGUACAUUUUUGCCUGUGUACAUGCACAUUCGAGUUCUGGUUGCUGCCUAUUUAUUUCAGACAGGUUAUGGACAUUUCUCAUACUUUUGGAUCAAAGGAGACUUUGGAAUCCAUAGAGUAUGUCAGGUCUUAUUUCGUCUCAAUUUCCUGGUAGUGGUGUUAUGCAUAGUAAUGGAUCGGCCUUACCAAUUCUAUUACUUUGUCCCCUUGGUCACUGUAUGGUUUAUGGUCAUAUAUGUUACAUUAGCACUAUGGCCACAAAUAAUCCAAAAAAAAGCAAAUGGAAAUUGUUUGUGGCACUUUGGUUUACUAUUGAAACUGGCCUUUUUGCUGUUGUGCAUAUGUUUUUUGGCAUAUUCUCAGGGUGCAUUUGAGAAGAUAUUUUCUCUCUGGCCGUUGUCCAAGUGCUUUGAGCUGCAAGGGAAUGUGUAUGAGUGGUGGUUCAGAUGGAGGUUAGACCGUUACGUUGUCUUCCAUGGAAUGCUGUUUGCUUUUAUUUAUCUGGCUUUGCAGAAGCGUCAGGUCCUUUCUGAAGGAAAGGGUGAACCUCUUUUUUCCAACAAAAUUUCAAAUUUUCUGUUGUUUAUUUCAGUAGUUUCUUUCUUGACCUAUUCCAUCUGGGCCAGCAGUUGUAAAAACAAAGCAGAGUGCAAUGAACUCCACCCAUCUGUUUCUGUGGUCCAGAUUUUAGCCUUCAUCCUUAUAAGGAAUAUUCCUGGCUAUGCCCGUUCAGUUUACAGUUCAUUUUUUGCCUGGUUUGGGAAAAUUUCAUUAGAGCUGUUUAUUUGCCAGUAUCACAUAUGGCUGGCUGCAGACACGAGGGGUAUCUUGGUACUCAUACCUGGAAACCCUAUGCUCAACAUCAUUGUCAGCACUUUCAUAUUUGUCUGUGUGGCACAUGAAAUUUCUCAGAUUACUAAUGAUCUUGCACAGAUCGUUAUUCCAAAAGAUAAUGCAUCCCUCUUGAAAAGGUUGGCAGGUAUAGCUGCGUUUUUUUGCGGACUUCUCAUCUUAUCAUCCAUUCAAGAUAAAUCAAGACAUUAAAUUCAUAAAAUCCUAAAAAACAAACUCUUCGGCUUACAUUGUGUCCACGUAGAGGAGAAGAGCAUCUGUCUGGAGAUGUAAAUAUGAACGUGAGGCAAGAGGAAGUUUGGUGACAUUGUUGAAUAUGUGUGGUUGUAAAUAUAUAUUGGACAUGUACAUAUUCAUGUGAAAUACUAAAAAUGAAAAAAAGAAAACAAACAAAAAAAGAACCACAGAGGUUCAUAAAGGAUUGCAUGUGAAAAAUCUUUUCUACUGGAUCAAUAUUGCCAUUUGUAAAUGAUUUUAAGUUCACAUAUGAAGGCAGGGAAAUGAUUACCUUUCCAGUGAAAAGUGUAGAUAAUUAGCUUAGCCAACAGUGCUGGGUGUUGUGAUAUUUACUAAAUGUGUGGUAAUGAGACUGUCUUCCUCCGUAUUCCUCAUGGGACCUCCUACUUCACCGAAAUGUUCUUAGUCAAGAAUGACUGCAGUAUUGUUUGCUUGUCACAUGUGCAAUGGUGUGGAAUGCUGAACAGUAGGCCUUUAUUAAUGUGCGUUCAUGUGCCGAUGUUCUGUGUUCCCUGACAUGGUGUGUCUUCCUCGCUCUGGCUUUCAGGUUUGCAAGCCUGAUUCCUUGUACGUGUUGUCUCACAGAGUUCCUCUAAGGCUCCACAACAGGGUUUUGUCAUUGUUGAUGUUGUCAUUGCUUCUUUGUAUAAAAAGCCAAAUUUUCUUUCCAAUCAAACAUGUACUUUUCUUCCUUUCCUUAAGCUAUACCAGUGUAAUAGCAGAUACCCUGUGGAUCCAUUUUAUGUGCUUCCCCCCUCUAAUUAAUUUUGUAUAUUAUUUCCAAUGUUUGGAAAGCUCUUUAUAGCCAUUUUGGUAUUUCUUAUUACUCCUCCUCCUAUUUAAAAAGAAAAAUAUUUAUGAACCUAAACUUGUUCAGUGUACUAAAGAUUCACAUUGUUAUGAUUGAGUUGUAUGACCAUAAUAGAAUUUAAGUAAACCGGUGACUUUGGGCAAUAAAUGUUUUUGUUUUGUUUUGUUUUUAUAAGCCGUUAGAGGUAUACUUUUAUUUAUCUGUUGUACAGAUUUGAUUAUAAUUUUUAAUGUUUGAAAGAUUGCACUUGCUUUUCUAUGUGUGGGGUAAAAUAUUUUCUGUUCACAGUAUGUGAAAAUAUGGAGUAAUUUAAGCGGUAAAUAAAUGUUCUGUGAAUGCUUAUUUUUUGUAUUGGCAAAGUGUCAAUUAAACCUUUUUUUUUUUUUAAUAA
Lepus europaeus (European hare) is the source of this 3738-nucleotide messenger RNA. RefSeq names its product CAS1 domain containing 1 (gene CASD1). The transcript is spliced from 18 exons. Gene Ontology annotation, cellular component: Golgi membrane. The coding region runs from base 98 to 2491 and encodes 797 amino acids. The record is from RefSeq and is a predicted model, not a curated record. Lineage: Eukaryota; Metazoa; Chordata; Mammalia; Lagomorpha; Leporidae. Gene Ontology annotation, molecular function: N-acetylneuraminate 9-O-acetyltransferase activity.